AUGACCGGGCAGCCGUCCUCUUCCUACCCCGGCCAGGUCCCGCCGCCAGCCGCCGUGGUUUCGCCGGAAAACGAAGAGAAAAGCUCCGGUUUUGACAGAAAAUUCGCCGGCUUCGUUCUCCGUCGUCCGGCCGCCAUUUUUGGCGAUCAAGGUAUGGAAAUCUAUCCUUUCCUCAUGAUCUAG
Prunus armeniaca (apricot) is the source of this 183-nucleotide messenger RNA. The record is from the annotation of a GenBank genome assembly. NCBI's taxonomy places the organism in Eukaryota, Viridiplantae, Streptophyta, Magnoliopsida, Rosales, Rosaceae.